CAAGGUCUGAUGAUUCAGCGACCCAUCAGGUAGUUCUAACACUGCAUCAUACGAGGCAAGGCUGGAAGCAGUCUCACUACAAUUUUCUUCUCUUUACCUCUGGAUAUUAACUCGUCGAUCGACAAAGGGAGCAACUGUCAAGAUGGUCAACGCGUUACGCACCAUUGUGAUAGGGAAAUUUUCAGUCCUACCAUGGACUGCUACUGUGCUCUCAAGAGUAGGCUGCCGUGGUCUGUCUUCCGUGGCUGGAGUAGCCCCGUCCCUGGCAACAACUCGCUCCCACACACAACCUCGGCCACAGUCAGACAUCCCUGGACCCAGGUCAUGGCCAAUUCUAGGCACCUUGCCUGCAAUGUUUACUGACCCAGCCUAUGACUCCACUAGGCUGCCCCGUCUCUGGCUCUCCUACUUCAAGAAGUACGGGUCAAUAUUCAAGCUGAACCUCCCUGGGCAGGGAGAUGUUGUAUUCCUAUCUGAUCCUAACGACAUUCAACAUCUAUAUAAAGAGAUGUUUGAAAAGCCUAACAGACCAAUUAUGGAUUCCCUUAAGAAAGUUAGGUUAAACAACGACGCCAAAUUCUUUAGAGCUAAAGGAACUGGAAUCCUUACUGA
Cherax quadricarinatus is the source of this 612-nucleotide messenger RNA. The record is from RefSeq and is a predicted model, not a curated record. Lineage: Eukaryota; Metazoa; Arthropoda; Malacostraca; Decapoda; Parastacidae.